AUGCAGUCCGACUGGGAGGGACACCCGAUGAAGCCGUUGAAGGGCGCGGCUUUCGCCGCCGCCGCUUUCGCCACUGUGCUGACCUUCGCCGUGCCGGCGACCACCGUGCCGGCCAAGGCGGCCGAGACCACGCUGCGGAUCACCCUGCAGCUCCCGGUGAAGAGCCACCUCGGCCAGAACCUGCUGCUGUUCAAGGAGGAGGUCGAGAGCGCCUCGGACGGCGAGAUCGCGGUCGAGAUCUACGACUCCGCGCAGCUCUACAAGGACAGCGAGGUGCCCCAGGCAGUGGGGUCCGGCGCGAUCGAGAUGGGCGUGGCCUCGCUGACCCGCUUCGUCGGCGACAUCCCCGCCGUCGACAUCUUCUACAUGCCCUUCAUGUUCAAUUCCGAAGAGCUGGUGCGCGCGGCCACCGCACCGGACAGCCCGGUGCGGAGCAAGAUCGACGCGGCGAUUCGGGAUACCGGCAGCCGGGUGCUCUGGUGGCAGGCCUACGGCGGCGCCAUCAUGCUCUCGCAGGACGAGCCGCUGAAGACUCCGGCCGACGUGGAGGACAAGAAGGUCCGCGUGUUCGGCAAGACGCUGGGCAGCUUCAUCGAGGCGGUGGGCGGCGCGCCGACCCUGAUAUCCGGCUCCGAGCAGUACCUCGCCUACCAGCGCGGCACGGUCGACGUCGGCAUGACCGGCGUGUCCGGCGUGAAGUCGCGUUCGCUCUGGGAGGUGAUGGACUGGAUCACCGUGACCAACCACGCCGACAUCGAGUUCGUCGUGCUGGUCAACGAGGACUUCUGGCAGGGCCUGCCCGAGGCUCACAAGGAGGUCAUCCAGGCCGCCGCCGCCACGGCCGACGCCGCCGUGCGCGAGCGCAUCGCCGAGAUCGAGGCCGAGGCCUAUGCCGCCGCCCGCGAGAACGGCAUGCAGAUCUACGAGCUCUCGCCCGAGGAGGUGGAGGCCUGGCGCGCCGGCGCCCAGCCGGUGAUCGACCAGUACCUGGCCGACUCCGGAGCGCUGGGUCAGGAGGUCUACGAGGCGGCGCUGGCGCUGCGCGAGUCCGACCGGAUCGUGUCGCCGGGCCGCGUCCGGCCGGCGCGGCCGCGCCCCGCGCCGCCCUCCCUUUCGGCAGCCAAGGUCCCCAUGUUCCGCCUGCUCGACCGCCUCAACGACCUGCUGGCCCAGCUCGCCGCCUGGCUGUUCUUCGCCACCGCGGCGAUGAUCACCUACGAGGUGGUGGCCCGCUAUCUCUUCAACGCUCCCACCAUCUGGGCCGAGGAGCUGAGCCGCGUCUUCCUGGUCUGGGGCACCUUCCUGGCCAUGGCGGCGCUGCUGCGCCGGCGCAGCCACAUCAGCAUCACCCUGGUCACCGGGCGCCUCGGCCCGGCCGGACGGCGCGGCGCCGAGCUGGUCGCGCUGACCGUGGUCGCCGCGCUCAGCGGCAUCGCGCUCUGGUACGGCUGGGCGAUCGCCGCCGACUCCCUGGCGCGCGGGCGCACCACGGCGACCAUGCUGGACCUGCCGCAGGGGCUGCUGGAGGCGGCCGUGCCGCUGGGCUUCGCCUUGCUGCUGGCCCAGGCGCUGGUCGAGAUCCUCCGCCUGCUGCGCGGCCGGGGCGAGGACACCACCAUGGAAACCCUGCUCGUCCUGCUCGCGCUCUUCGGCCUGCUGCUGGCCGGCGUGCCGGUGGCCUUCGCGCUCGCCGGGCUCGGCGCGGCCAUGCUGCUGCUCGGCGGCUUCUCGCCGCUGAUGGUGCCGCAGGGCCUGCUGUCGACCAUCGACAACUUCAUCCUGCUGGCCGUGCCGCUGUUCCUGCUGAUGUCCAACGUGCUGCUCAAGGGCGGCGUGGGGCGCGACCUCUUCGCCGCGGUGCAGGCCUGGGUCGGCCACUGGCCCGGCGGCCUGGCGGUGGCCACCAUCGUCUCCUGCGGCAUCUUCGCGGCGAUCUCCGGCUCCAGCGUCGCCACGGCGGCAACCAUCGGCACGGUUGCGAUCCCCGAGAUGCUCAAGCGCGGCUACGCCCGCCCCUUCGUGCUGGGGCUGCUGGCCGCCGGCGGCACGCUGGGCAUCCUGAUUCCGCCGUCGAUCCCGAUGAUCGUGUUCGGCUUCAUCACCGAGGAGUCGGUGAUCCAGCUCUUCCUGGCCGGCAUCGGCCCCGGCCUGCUGCUGGUCGGGCUCUUCGUCGGCUUCUCCAUGCUCUACGCCAAAUUCGGCGGCGGCUUCACGCCGCUGGACAAGGCGAGCUGGGCCGAGCGCAAGACGACGCUGCUGCGCGCCGCGCCGACCUUCGCGCUGGCCGCGCUGAUCAUCUGGGGCAUCUACGCCGGCGCCUUCACCCCGACCGAGGCGGCGGCCAUCGGCUUCGCCGCCAGCCUGGUGAUCACCGGCCUGGUGCUGCGCACCCUGACCUGGGCACUGCUCAAGGAGGCGACCCUGGACGCCAUGCGCACCACGGUCACCAUCCUGCUGAUCGUCGCCGGCGCCAAGGUCUUCGGCAAGGCCAUCACGCUCUACCGCAUCCCGCAGGACAUCUCGGCGCUGAUCGCCGGCAACGUCGACGAGGCGGCGCUGUUCAUCCUGGUCGUCGCGCUGGUGCUGGUGCUGAUGGGCCUGUUCCUGGAGGCGCUAUCGAUGAUGCUGAUCAUGGUGCCGGUGCUCGCCCCCUCCCUGGCGGCGCUGGGCAUCGACCCGAUCUGGUUCGGCAUCUUCUUCGUGAUCAUGGUGGAAUGCGCGCUGAUCACGCCGCCGGUCGGCCUCAACCUCUACGUCAUCCAGGCCGUGGGCAAGGCCGGCAUGGGCGAGGUGGCGCGCGGCGUCUGGCCCUUCCUGGCGUUGAUGCUGCUGACCGUCGUGAUCAUCUUCCUGGUGCCCGACAUCGCGCUCUACAUUCCGUUCAGGCCAGAGCCAGAAGGAUCGCCAAUGCCCGACGACGCCGUCGUGCCCGACGUGCCCGACGCCCCCGACGCCAGCGCCGCCCUGCCCGGAGCCAAGCUGCGCCGCCUGCUGGAGGGCGGCGGCCUGCAGGUCAUGCCCUGCUGCUACGACGCGCUUUCGGCCCGCCUGGUCGAGCAGGCCGGCUUCCCCCUGACCUUCAUGAGCGGCUUCGCCGUCUCGGCCGCGCGGCUGGGGGCGCCGGACACCGGCCUGAUCUCCUACGCCGAGAUGCUGGAUCAGGGGCGCAACAUCACCGCGGCGGUCUCGAUCCCGGUGCUGGGCGACGCCGACACCGGCUACGGCAACGCGCUGAACGUCAAGCGCACGAUCGCCGGCUACGCCCAGGCCGGCUUCGCCGCGGCGAUGAUCGAGGACCAGGUGGCGCCCAAGCGCUGCGGCCAUACCCGCGGCAAGGAGGUGGUGCCGCGCGAACUGGCGCUCGACCGCAUCCGCGCCGCCGUCGACGCCCGCGACGCGGCCCGCGCGCGCGGCCAGGACCUGCUGAUCCUGGCGCGCACCGAUGCCCGCCACGGCGAGGGUCUGGGCGAGGCCAUCGCCCGCGCCCAGGGCUUCGCCGACCUGGGGGCCGACAUCCUCUUCGUCGAGGCGCCGCGCGAUGCGGCGGAGAUGGAGACGGUCGCCCGGGAGGUGCCCGGCUGGAAGAUGGCCAAUCUGGUCGAGGGCGGCGACACGCCGCUGCUCGGCCCGCCGGAACUGGAGGCCCUGGGCUUUGCCAUCGCCGCCUACCCCCUGACCCUGCUGUCGGCCGCCAUGCGCGCCCAGCGCGACGCCCUGGCGGCGUUGCGCAGCGGCACCCACCCGAGCGGCCUGCUGAUGGACUUCGCCGAGCUGCGCGAGCGCGUGGGCUUCGAGGACUACUACGCCGAGGAAGCAUGCUACGCCGGGGCGCG
This is a messenger RNA of Symbiodinium necroappetens, 3833 nucleotides long. Lineage: Eukaryota; Dinophyceae; Suessiales; Symbiodiniaceae. The record is from the annotation of a GenBank genome assembly.